Dunckerocampus dactyliophorus (ringed pipefish) is the source of this 522-nucleotide messenger RNA. Its product is annotated as gastrotropin-like. The record is from RefSeq and is a predicted model, not a curated record. NCBI's taxonomy places the organism in Eukaryota, Metazoa, Chordata, Actinopteri, Syngnathiformes, Syngnathidae. Gene Ontology annotation, molecular function: lipid binding. The coding region runs from base 97 to 471 and encodes 124 amino acids. The transcript is spliced from 4 exons.
ACCCGAUGGUUUGCAUGGAGGCAACUGAAGGUGAGGCGGUGCAGCAUAAAAUGCUCCCAGUCGAGCUUCCACACUGGCAGCAGUCAAUCCUUCAUCAUGUCUUUCUCCGGCAAGUUUGUGCUGGAGAGCAGGGAGAAGUACAAGGACUUCUUGGACGCUAUCGGGGUGAAACAAGUGGAAAUUGACAAUGAAGACUUCGUGACAGACAUGUACCAGGGCGCUUACUUCAGGAUUGCUAAGUUUAUGGGUUCUGAUGUGUGGACCAACACGUUCAUGUUUGGCAGGGAGGUUGAAAUGGAAGACAUGGAUGGCACAACAUUCAAGACCACUGUCAGAUUGGAGGGAAAUAAACUGAAGAUCCAGUUCCCUAAAUAUGUUUACACUGCAGAGAUAGCCGGUGACAAGCUUGUUGAGACUAAUACCAUAGGUGGAAUUACCAACAAGAUGGUUAGCAAGAGACAAGCCAUCUAAAAGACUUGCAAACUGCACUUCGAUUAACCUAAUAAACAAACAUUCAAAAAU